Messenger RNA from Hydractinia symbiolongicarpus, 1249 nucleotides. RefSeq lists its product as uncharacterized. The record is from RefSeq and is a predicted model, not a curated record. The transcript has 2 exons. Lineage: Eukaryota; Metazoa; Cnidaria; Hydrozoa; Anthoathecata; Hydractiniidae. Bases 721 to 1047 code for a protein of 108 amino acids.
GUCAUUCAUUGUACGAAGUUGGGCUUUUUUCCCGUAGCGCUGAGAGUGACCAUCCUCGUACAAAACUGACCAUCUUCGUACAGCGGUGAAUAUCGUCAAAAAAUGAAACUUUUAUAUUAAAAUAAUAACUUUUUUGAAAUAUCUUCUUUUCUUUUAAGUCAUUUGCAAAAAAAACACAUUCGUUUUACGAUUUGGAUGCCUCUUUGGAAAAAUACUUAUAUGUAUAUAUAUAUUUAUACUUUGUUUUAUAUUAACAGAGAAUAAGCAAUGAUGUUUUUGAAAAAUGGUACUAGUGCUCGUAAGUAUAAAUUUGAUCUCUUUGAUUCAAAUAAGGUUAUAUCAGGUAUGAUAUUGUUAUUGAUUUUUUUAUUUACCUUUCCAUGGUUUUUAUGGUAGUGACCUUUGAAUUCGAAUGCUAUAUUGAAUUUUCGUGCGAAAAACCUGUAAAUCACCCUUGUCCCAAGUGCCUUUGCGUGGCUUGUACGAAACUGUUUGUGUAAACAUAGUUUUGUUAAUAAUUGAGUGAGAACGGAGAAGAGCACUAUUAAGAAGAACAAUAUUAUUUUUUCUAACCUUUUAAGUUAUUUCGAUAAAGGAAAAGGUAGGUAAAUUUCGAAUCCUUUUCGAGUGCUUUUUCGAACGCACAUUUUAAAUUUACAAUGAAACUUUUAACGCGUGUUUUCAUGUUCAGCACAAUGGAGACUGAAAAGAGAUACAUACAUGGAAGAAAAAUUUCAGGAAUGGUUGGAAGAAGUUGAAAGGACUAAACGGAAUUCCGUAAUAAUGCCCGAACAGACUUAUAAAACAAUGGUGUAUUUUCUAUGUGGAAGAAUAGACAACGUUCCACGUGCUAUAAAAAGAAAAUUGCGAAGAAAAAAAAUCCAAAUGAUGAGUUAUCCUGCACUUGGUAUAUCGGAUGUUUUGUGCUCUCCAUUUCCCGAUGGCGAUUCUCUUCUAGGAAAAUAUCGUCGCGUAGCAACAGACCGACAGAUGUUUGACAUUAUCAAUAGAGUACACCGAAGAAGUUGGUCACCAAGGGGUUCAUAAAACGUUUGAAAAGGUAUUAGAUUCUUCGAACAAACCUCGUUUGAAAGUAAGAGUCCACGGAAUAUGCGUGUGUCACUGAUUUUUAAUUGCUAACAAUUUUAGAUAGCACGCACCUAUGAUAACGUUACUAGAGACGCUGUUGGUGCUUAUAUAACGCUUUGCACAACUUGCUGUCUGAAAUCCAGUCACAUAAAGAAAGCUC